GGGCUGUUGGACUUGGUUGGUUGGCACUGGACAAUCAACCUCUUCCCAGCAUUCAUUCCAUCCCACAUAGGCUUAGAAAACCUAACAAAACAACUGCUGCACGCGUCCAUGGCGGACGUGGAUUGCGUUGGAACUGUCGCACUGGGGGUGAACCAGUCACCAGGGCCCGUGAAGAAUUUUGACCCUCGCAACGACACGCCUUCGUGCCGAUCCGUCCCUCUCCAUCCAGUAGUGCAACCCGACGCACACGCGACACCCGUAAUAAGCGCUCGUCCAGCGUUAGGUUCUCCUAUCGGCGAUUCCUUCUCCGCUAGCAUUCCGCUUCCUCAUCCCCCCUCGCCCGCAUCCACGCCACCGGUCCCCCUCAGAAGCGCCGAUUCUCCACAAGCUCGAAGCGAGAUGUCUUCAAUCGAGGACAGCAACCCGGCCGCACAUCUGGCUCCUCCUAGGCCGAUAUCGAAAGGCAACAUUCGAUCGCGUUACUCCAUCGCUCGCCGCAUCGGCCGGGGGCGGUUCGGCUCCGUCUACGAGGCCCUAGACCGCACCACGAACACCUGCGUCGCCAUCAAGAGCAUCCCUAAAGCGCGCCAGAGCACCCUGCCGCCGCUAAUCGGGCCCAAGGUGACCGAGGCUGACGUGGUACGGCAGCAUCGGCUGGUCGAAUCGGAGGCCGAGAUCAGCCUCAUGCUCGGGUCCGCUAUACUAGCCGGUCCAGCAGAAGAGCCGGAUCAAAUCGGUCAACCGGCUGUAGCUGUAUCGACGGGUCAAACCGUCGCACUUGAACCGGCUGUAACCGACGCCGCAGUAGCUGAUGAGGCGGCGGCUGUAGCAGCAGCGGGGCAGGGCAAAGUGGUGCAGGUGCUAUCUGUGGUGGAGGGCAGGCGGCACUUCCACAUCAUCAUGCAGCUCUGCCUCGGCGGGUCGCUCGCCGACUUCCUCGAGAAGCGCCGCCGAGGCCAAGUCGCCACCUUGGCCGCCGCAUCCGUCGCCGCGCCUCCCGCCGCCUCUUCCGCCGCACUUGCCGCUCCCCCUAUCCCGUGUCCCGUGCACCACCAUCAAGGCGAUCGGUCCCCCCUGUCAGCUAUCAGUGCCGACGGCGGUUCCUCACCUGCCGCUGCCCUGUCUGCUGACUCCGGAAUCAGCUCCCCGUCUCCGCCGGCGGCGGGCGCGGCGUCGGAUGCGGAGAGUAGCCCGAACAGAUGGUAUCAAGCGGCAACGUGGGCCUCGAACUCGGACGAGGGGGAAGUGGAAGGAGGAGAGGACGUUUUCUCUGCAGGGCGCGAUUGGCGGCAUAGGAUGAGAGAAGAAGAGCGGUUGGGGGGGACUCGGAGUGGAAUGGGGAGCGAAAGGGAGAGCGAGGUAAUUGAUGGAGCGACGGAUCAGGAGGACGAAGACUUCGUGGCGUCGCAGCUGAAAGCUGAUUGGGUGCCGCGAAAGGCGCUGACUGGGAAGGGCAUGGAGAAGUCCGCAUCGACCGGUGAGCUGGCGCACCUCGCGGACGCAGCAGCGGCUGCUGCGGCGUCAUUCGCGGCAAAAUCGUCCACGUCAGCAGGAGCUGACUCAGCAGGGGUAGCAGGGGCAGCAGGGGCAGCAGGGGCAGCAGGGGCAGCAGGGGCAGGAGGGACAGGAGGGGCAGGAGGGGGUGGGGGGGCAGGGAUAAGCAGGGUGGUGGUGUAUGGAGGGAUGACGGAGGAGGGAAGGAAGCGGCAGCAGGAGUGGGAGGAUGAAGCAGCGUGGAUCGUUUCUGAGAUCGCUGCAGCUGUGGCUUAUUGCCACAAACGGGGCAUCUUACAUCGAGACAUCAAACCAGAGAAUGUUCUCCUGACACUGCCGCCCAGCUCACAGCCAAUCACAAAGCCGACAGUUGCUGCCUCCUCUGCUCUUUCCCCCUCCAUCUCAGCCUCGUCCUCCCGGGACCAAACUUUUCGAUCUGCCUGUGCUGUGGGGCGGUCGAUAUCAAUGAAGCCGAGCAGCGAGUUCCUGCGCAAGAGCCCAUCCUUCUCGCUUCUCUCCAACGCUGCUGCUGCUACUGCUGACGAUGCACUGGGUAGGCCCGCGCCAUGCCGCUACCAAGCAGCCAGCCAAGGUGCUGCUGUUACCCAUCAGCCCCAUGCUGGUGAUCCCCAUGCGCAUGGCAGGGCGCAUGGCCAUAGGCGCUCAGCCUCUCUCGCCAACUGGCUGGGGCGAGCCAGCCUUCGGAAGAAAUACCAGCAUCAGCAGCAACUCAGGGAUGGAGGCAAGUCUUUCAAGGCAAGCUCUCCAGAUCUCCCUACCUCUACCGAUAGUGAAGCUGCCCCACUCCCCUCAUCCACCUGCACAUGCCAGCAGCAGCACUCUCUCAGCAUUCCACAUUUCGCUCCUUGCUUCCAAGGGCUGCGUUUGGCUGACUUCGGCCUGGCAGAGAAGCUCCAACCGGGGCAAGCAGCCACUCGAGGCCUGGUUGGUAGCCCUGCCUACGUGGCACCUGAGGUGGCCGCAGGGCUCCCUGUCAGCUUCCCUGCAGACGUCUGGGGCAUCGGCAUUUGUCUGUACAUGGUGCUGUCGGGUGGCCAGCUGCCGUUCUCCGGGCGGCGCACUCGGCUUCUGCUGUUGAACAUCCGGCGGGCGCAGCUCCCCAUGGGGUCAGUGGCGUGGGUGAGCGUGUCAGGAGAAGCGAAGGAUGUGGUGAGGAAAUUGUUGGCUGCUGAGCCCAAGGGCCGGCCUAGUGCGGAGGAGGUAUUGCGGAUGCCGUGGGUGGUGAGGGGGAGAGAGCGGUGGAUUGAACGACAGAGAGGCCUGGUGGCUUGAGGUAGCGUGCAUUGUGCGCCCUUCCUUCGCAGCUGAGAUUUUGUAUAUUUGAUUAAUUGUGCUUGCUGAAUUUGCCCUCAUAACCAAAUGAUACUUGUUGUAUCCUGGCCAGUAGGUU
Molecule: messenger RNA, 2905 nt
Organism: Closterium sp. NIES-67
Lineage: Eukaryota; Viridiplantae; Streptophyta; Zygnematophyceae; Desmidiales; Closteriaceae
Source: the annotation of a GenBank genome assembly